Molecule: messenger RNA, 2274 nt
Organism: Candidula unifasciata
Lineage: Eukaryota; Metazoa; Mollusca; Gastropoda; Stylommatophora; Geomitridae
Source: the annotation of a GenBank genome assembly
AUGGCAGGUUUUCAAAUUGAGCAGCAACCAAUUCAGGGAUGGGGAACAGGACACCAAGGUGAACGAUUAUUCAACACUGCACCAGCCUACAACAACGGCCCAUUUCCGGAAGGUCCUAUACCGGAGUCAAUCUUUGGGGAUUCAGAAGACGAACGCAAUCCAUAUGAUGCCAUAUAUGGGGAACUAGAUCUUCACAGAGUUUAUGGACAACAACUAGCGAUCUGGACACACAAAAACCCGGAUACUAUUUGCCUGUUUACGCCCAUAGCUGGUGACUCGUUCAUGACAAUAGUUUCCUAUGCAAGGAACAGUCUGGAGUUUAACACAGCAGUGGACAAGAUGAUGGUCCUGCUUCCUGGCCACAAAAGACCCCUAGAUAUGGAACAUGUAUUUAUUGUCAAGCCAGGGACGGCCAUCUUGAUUGUUCCCUUAUAUGACUACAUGGUGACCAUUGAAGUCAAACAGCUAGCACAUAAGAUUGACAUGGUGGUGAAUAUAACUAUGUCAGUGCUGGAACUAAAGAGCCGGCUACAAGCAGAAUACGGGUAUCCAAUUGACCGAAUGGAUUUACUGUACAAAGACAAGCCUCUGGAGAACACAAGGUUCCUAUUUGAGUAUGGUCUUGCCCACAGCAGUACACUUUUUGUGUUGCUGAAGGUCAAGAAUGACAUCCUUGUUCACGUGGAAACCUUCUGGGGCAAGCGGUACCACCUGUAUAUAGACUCAUGCACUACAGCUUUCGGAAUUAUCGCCAGCAUUCUUCGCCGUACCGUCAGCCACAAUGCUGUCGACAUUGUCAGACUUUACGAACUAUUUCUACCAAAGCACACUUUAGUCUUGUAUUUGGGCUCUCGAGUGAUUGAUUGGGACCGAUGUCUAGGUUUUUAUAAAAUUGAAAGUGGUAGUGUUCUAAGGAUGUCAACAAUAGGCCUUGCCCAUGAAAUGGACAUUCGAAAAGUACCUAUUAUUCUGGACACAGGGGAUGUACAGAAACUUUGGGUGUCCAAGUUUGACAGGUGGUCCACAGUUGUGCUUAAACUUCAUGGGAUGACUGGAUACCCGGUUAACUUAAUGAAGCUGGUGUUUAAUGACAAGUUUGCAAUUGAUUUUUCUGAUACUAUUGGUUCGGUCUCGAAAACGGACACUAUUCAUUUGGAUGUAGAAGCUAUUAAAAGAGAUGAUGAUUUCUUGUAUGGAAUCCCACUAAAGUUCAAAAUCGCCAAGGGAAUAACUGAGGUGCUAAAGGUGGCACCCAGUCGUUCAAUAAAGUCAGUCAAGGACACAUUAGAACGAAUUGGCGUGCCCAAUGCUACAAUGUAUGACUUCAUUGUUGAUGGCUACAGCCUGCCCAACAACAAAAGAGUUGUAGAUGUAAUAGAUGAAUACAAAGUUCCCAUUGAACUUAGUCUGAGGCAAUACCCUGUGUUUAUUCAUGGCCAUCAGAAUAUUAUCUAUAAGAUGCUGGCCUACAGCAAGGAGACACUGGCCACAUUUCUCAUGCGAGUAAAGAUGAAAACCGGCCUCUCAUUUCAGGACUUCCUUCUGCUGUCUUGUGGUACUGUGCUUGAUGAUGAUGAAAGGCUGCCGGUGUUUAGCACAAGGAUUACUAUCAAAUCAUCAAUUUUUCUGAUUCCAAGGAAGCAGUUUAGAACAUUCUUUGUGUUGUAUGAUGACUGGAUGACCAAGGUGAGAAUCCCUGCACAUCCCAAACUUCAGCAAAUCAAAGACGUCUUAUGGAAGGAUCGCAAAGUACCAGAAGGGGGUCUGGCUUCAAUUGGAAACUUUAUGCAAUGGUAUUUUACCGCCAACAGCAAAGACGGCACCAGAAAACAAACACCACUUAAGGAACGAAUGAUUGUGUAUGAAGCCAAUAUUGGCAAAAAGUACUUACAGAUGAAAGUAGAGCAGCCUAACCGAUCCAAACACAACAGGAGACUUUCUAGAUAUCAGAGGGGCAAAAAGCAGCGAGCAGUUUCUCAGCCUGCAAAUCAUCCUACAGGACAGUUUAAGCUUCCCCAGAUACCCAGAUACAUGUCCGCUGAUGCCAACAGAAUGGGAGGACACAAAGCCUACAAUACCAGACCAAGACAUGGGCACAGAGUAAAGGGCGAGAGACAGACAGGAGGGCUGAGAUCAAUACCUCGACCUGUUUACAAAUAUGUUGAGCCUGGGGAUCAAAGUGGUGAACCAGAAGAUGGGGAGAUGGUCCUCUGUUUGAGGCAUGACUACACUCUAAAGACAUCAGAUGGAAGGAGACAGAGUCACUUUCACUGA